Nematolebias whitei (Rio pearlfish) is the source of this 984-nucleotide messenger RNA. RefSeq names its product glutamine amidotransferase class 1 domain containing 3, like (gene gatd3l). The coding region runs from base 85 to 894 and encodes 269 amino acids. The transcript is spliced from 7 exons. Lineage: Eukaryota; Metazoa; Chordata; Actinopteri; Cyprinodontiformes; Rivulidae. The record is from RefSeq and is a predicted model, not a curated record. Gene Ontology annotation, cellular component: mitochondrion.
GCUCAGUGAGAUCAAUGUCUGCUCCGUCAGAAGUCUUCACAAGCUCUUAGCAAACUCUCCUAAAACAUAUACUUAAGCAAAACCAUGCUGGCAACCAGGACUUUGCUUUCAAAGAAAACUCUGGCCAUUCUUUCUCGCCAGCCAGCCUGCUUCGUUCAUCAAGGUGAUUAUGGCAACUGGGGGAACACCAACAUUGCAGUGGUUUUCUCAGGAUGCGGAUGGUGGGAUGGAACUGACGUCCACGAAGGGGUGUACACCAUGUACCACCUGAGCCGAAACGGUGCUCGCUUCCAGAUGUUUGCUCCCAACCAGCAGCAGAUGCAUGUGAUGGACCACAUGAAAAAGCAGCCUGCCUCUGGCGAGAAUCGGAACAUGAUGAUGGAGUCGGCUCGCUUCAGCCACGGUCAGGGGAAGAUGCAGAUGCAGGACCUGUCCACGCUGGAUGCCAACAGCUUCGACGCCGUCAUCUUCCCUGGAGGGCAUGGAAUCAUCAAAAACCUCUCCUCUUUUAUGAAGGACGGCAAAGACUGCAAGCUGCACAACGAUGUGGAGAGGGUGCUCAAAGAGUUCCAUCGUUCACACAAGCCUAUCGGAUUGUCCAGCAUGGCUCCUGUGCUGGCCUGUCGCGUGCUGCCCAGCAUUGAGGUGACAAUGGGCUAUGAACGAGACGAGAACACCCGCUGGGGGAACUGGCCCCACACAAACAUGGUGCAGACUGUGAAGAGCAUGGGCGCUCGCCACAACGUCCGCGAGCCCUACGAGGCCUAUGUGGACGAGAAGAACAAAGUGGUCAGCACUCCAUCCUUCAUGUGGGACACUGAUUACCACUACCACUACAUCUUUGAUGGGAUUGGAAAUAUGGUCAAACACGUCAUGCGUAUGUCGACCAAGUGAGGCUGGAAAUAAUGAAUGUUGAUAUCGACUCAGCAUUCACCUCUGUACUGUAAUGAAAUCCUACCUGAAAAAUAAAGCUGCUUUAGUGAA